This is a messenger RNA of Lottia gigantea (owl limpet), 1773 nucleotides long. RefSeq lists its product as hypothetical. Gene Ontology annotation, molecular function: protein binding; histone H3K36 methyltransferase activity. The record is from RefSeq and is a predicted model, not a curated record. The coding region runs from base 1 to 1773 and encodes 590 amino acids. Gene Ontology annotation, cellular component: nucleus. The transcript is spliced from 9 exons. NCBI's taxonomy places the organism in Eukaryota, Metazoa, Mollusca, Gastropoda, Lottiidae.
AUGAUAACUGAACCUCUGGAACCUACCAAGAUUCCCUAUUUUGAACCCAUUGAAGAGAACCUAUAUCUGACUGAAAGGAGACAGUCUAAAGAAAUGAGAAGAAUGGCGUGUGAUUGUACAACUAGUAAAGAAGAUAGAGAAAUGGGAGUAGAAGCUUGUGGUAGUGACUGUCUCAACAGGAUGCUCUAUAUUGAAUGUGGUUCAAGAUGUGCUUGUCUUGAUUAUUGUACUAACAAAAGAUUUCAAAAGAGAGCGUACAGUAAUGUAGAAGUGUUCCAGACGCCAUGGAAAGGUUUUGGUUUGAGAGCUGUAGAAGAACUUAAAACAGAUGAUUUUGUGUUAGAGUAUGUUGGAGAGGUGUUAGACUUUCGUGGAUUUAAGAACAAAUCGCGUCAAUACGCCAAGGAGAACCAGACACAUUUCUAUUUUAUGGCUCUGAACCCUGACGUAAUGAUUGACGCGACAGUGAAGGGAAAUAUUUCACGUUUUAUAAAUCAUAGUUGUGAUCCAAACUGUGAGACUCAAAAGUGGACAGUCAAUGGAGAAUUAAGAAUUGGAUUUUUCACCAAGAGAACGAUUCCACCUGGAGAAGAGUUGACGUUUAAUUAUCAAUUUGAAACUUAUGGACAAAAGGCACAGAAAUGUUUUUGUGGAUCUGAGAAUUGUCGUGGUACUAUAGGUAUUGAGAAACCAGCUAGGUUUAAAUCUAACAAAAAGAAAGAUAAAACUAAGAAGAAGGAAGAAAUGAUCGGAGUUGAUGAAAUUGAAGAACAGAUAGAAAGAAUGAAUGUAGAAGGUCUAACUAAUAAAAAUCAUGUAUUAAAUCUCUGUCGAUUGAUGGUGUACGUUCAACAAACAGAUCAUAGAAUAGCCAUUUUAAAAAUAUUACAGAAUACACCAGAACCAGCUUGUUUAAGACUUUUUGUAGAAUAUCAUGGUUUACCUUUACUCUGGAGUUGGAUGGCAGAUUUAAACCAAGAACCAGCUUCUGAAUUCCAGUUUCAGGUUUUGUCUCUGUUAUCAGAACUACCAAUAACUAACAGAACAAUAUUACAAGACAGUAAAAUAUUAUCUAUUAUUGAGAAGUGGACGGAAACAUCAGAAGCUGAGAGUUAUAUUGAGAGUUAUACUGAGUUACCUCCCCCACCCCCAGGCAUGACACCUGUAGGAAUAUUAUCAUGUACAAAAGAUACCAAGGAAGCUAAAGAUAAACUACAUAAAAAACGUGUCACGUUUGCUGAAGAGGAGCCGAGUUCAGACAGUGAAAUGUCGGAUAUUAAUUGUAUAAUGGCUGAGGCUAGUUCAACUAUAUCUAUAUCAGCUGAAGGUAUAGAAGUAUCUGGUACUGAUAAUACAAUGGAAGUUACUGGUGUUAGUUCCGAGGGUAAUAAUUCAGGACAGGAUGUAGAACAAUCAGAUGAAGUAGAGUCUAGUCAGGAUACAGUAGGAGACGUACCCCAACAUGAAGCUGAUUCUAGUGGUGAUACUAGAGAGAAGAAAGAGGGAGAAUAUUUAAUUGAGGGUAGUGCUACAGAAGAAGAGAGUCAAGAUGAUGAGUCGAGUUCUGACAGUCAAGAUAAACCAACGACCUCUAUUAGUACCGUAGCUAGUAAAUUGUUAGAACACUGGAGUAACUUAAAAGAAGUUUUUAAAAUUCCACGGAAAGAACGAGUUGAAGAGAGAAAAAGAACAGAACAGGAAUUGGGUACGUUUUUUGUACUGAGUCAAACAUGUUUGCUAUUCGCUAUAACCGAUUUGAAUACUAACUUAUAA